AUGAGCCCCCUUCAAGCUGUCAAUAGCUUGCCAAGAAGGGUGGGUGCCACCCUGGAUCUUCUUGGGACGCGUUUGAGACAGUCAAACCAUGUUUUUAGGCGAGGAAAGUCCAAAAACUUGUCAACCAUCAUCAUGGCCAUAGUUGGUCUUGUCGCUUUGAUAGCGGUAAUCCACACGUUUCACGGCCAAGACGUGUCUACAGACAUGCUGCUGUAUGAUGACGAGAAUAAGGAAGAUGGAAAUCCAGCCGGUAAGAUUCAGGAUUCCGACGAAGAAACAGAUUCGACGUUCACUGACUAUGAUAACAUCAACUCAAGCAUGAAUCUAAAACAGUAUGGAAUCGUCAGCAAAGCGAUCGAUGAAACCAUGAAAAGAAUCAUGAAGUUCUCUCCCGAAGGUAAACUUGACGUUACACCGAAAAAAGAAUGCGACCUUACAGAUAUAUCAAUCACAGACACCGCACAAUUCCACAAGCUGACAGAGGAAUCCCUCAGCAACUGCGUUCAAAUCUCAGAUGAGACUUUGGGUAAGCUACGCAAUAACUUCGAAAGCUUCAGAAAAUCUAUCGCAGACGACUUGCUGCCGUUGUUCGAAGAUGAUAAUGAAUCAGCUUUCCACGGCGAGGGUAUUGUCAUCGUAGGAGGCGGGAAAUAUACGCUAUUUGCUCUUCCUGCGAUCAAAGCGAUCCGUCAAAAUAGUGGGAUCAAGAUGAAAGAUUCCGUUCCAAUCGAAAUCAUCAUUCCUCCGCAGGACAACGCAGACAGAGGAUUCUGCGACAACGUGUUGCCAGCACUCGACCCUACAGGGCUCACCAGAUGCAUCUUUUUGGAUGAGGUUAUGAACAAAGAGUCAUUGCAGCAUCUGAAGGGCUACCAGAUCAAGUCAUUAGCGCUGCUGGUGUCAAGUUUCGAACGGGUUUUGAUGCUGGAUUCGGACAACUACGUGAUCAACUCGCUGGAGGGCUACUUCACGAACAACAAGUUUGGUGAGAAGGGCCUAAUCCUGUGGCCUGACUACUGGCGCCGUUUGCACCACCCUAAACUCUACGACCUUUUGAACUUGCAGCUUAACCGGGACCACAGAGAUCGGAACUCUAUUGACGACGGGUCACCUUCAUACAUGUUCAAGGGAGACUCUAAAACCUCACCGUUCCAUGACCUAGCUAACACAAUUCCAGAUGGCGGCACGGAAUCGGGCCAAUUGCUGGUAAACAAGAAAAAACACUUGGAUACGUUACUUUUGAGUCUGUAUUUCAAUUUCAACGGGCCGGCUUACUACUAUCCGCUGUUAGGUCAAGGAUUUGCAGGCGAGGGAGACAAGGAUACAUUUUUGUUGGCCAGCAGAGUAUUGCACGGACCCAACUCGUGGCACCAGGUGAAAACGCCAGUAUCUGCUAUUGGCCACUGGACGGACACCAAGGACGAGAUUCGUAUCGCCGACGAAGAUCUCGAAAAGGCCGGCGACGCCAAGUCUUUCAGAGGUACUGCGAUGCUCCAGCACGAUUAUAUCGAGGACGUUCGGUGCCAUUCCGUUGCUGUCGAGUAUUUGAGAAACACCUAUCGCAACAAAGAAGAAAAAUUCUGCGACGAAUGGUACAAGUCCCACCAGAAAGAUUUCAGCAACAAGGCUGAUGAGCGCUACAAGCAGUGUCGUGAUAGUACCGAGGUGCGCGACGCGCUCUACGAGAAGCUUCGAGACUCGUACAAUCUAGAAGAUUUCGUUGCCUUUUUCAAGUUCACCAAAGUUUCCUUUGUCCACUCCCAUUUGCCCAAAUAUGACCCAUGGGAGUGGUAUCAGUCUGGCGAUAUGAUGUAUGACGGUGCCAAGGCCUACAAGAACCAUCAACAUGACUCCGAGUACAAACCGGCCGGCUCUGGACACUACCGCAUGUACGGAUCCAAGCUUUCCGAACUUACUGGCUAUGACCUUGAGUUGGCCAAUUGGGAUGUGUUCAAGACCUACCUGUGCGAAAUGAAAGAUGGCUACAAAAGCUUUGGAUACCUGUCAUCCCAGGUCGCUGCUAGCAAGUCCCCAGCUAAAGAACUUCGCAAUAUGUGCACCUACAUCAACGAUCGAGUCGCCUAUUUGAAGAGCACUACCUGGGAUGAUGUUGAUGUGUGA
This is a messenger RNA of Lachancea sp. 'fantastica', 2121 nucleotides long. NCBI's taxonomy places the organism in Eukaryota, Fungi, Ascomycota, Saccharomycetes, Saccharomycetales, Saccharomycetaceae. The record is from the annotation of a GenBank genome assembly.